Phlebotomus papatasi is the source of this 2321-nucleotide messenger RNA. RefSeq lists its product as uncharacterized. Bases 67 to 2034 code for a protein of 655 amino acids. Gene Ontology annotation, molecular function: protein binding. The record is from RefSeq and is a predicted model, not a curated record. NCBI's taxonomy places the organism in Eukaryota, Metazoa, Arthropoda, Insecta, Diptera, Psychodidae. The transcript is spliced from 7 exons.
ACCCAGCAAGUUCCUCAGUUGCUUCUGAGCUCUCCUAUUGAAGAGCAGGGAAAGUUUUGUGGUCAGAUGGAGAAGUAUUUUGUACUGUUCCUGGUAUUCUUGAACCUGGGAGUUAGGGCAGCAGAUUUCCGGGAGUUUCGUGUGUUUGAAGUGUCGGAUGUUUGUGAGAUUUCAACAGGAGUGAGAAUUUAUGUGGACUUUGGGCAUUCUGGGCAACUGAGAAACAGUGGAGUGGAAUCUAACAAUCUCUGCUUCUUCACCCUCGUGACAUGUCCCAGUUGUUCAAUUCGUUUGUCCUGGGCUCCUGAAGAUCCCAAUCGGUGUGAGAAGUUCCUCAUCGUCGAGCCACCUUACAAUGUGGUCAGGGAAAAAUAUAUAUGUGAUCCCCAGAGGGAAUAUGUGUCGAAAACCAGAGCCUUGUCUCUGCAAAUCCCUGCUGAAUCCACCAAUGCCACAUUUACCUUCUUCUACGAGAGCCUGAGAAAUAUAGUGGAAAUUUCUGAGUCUUCCGGAGAGUCAACUCGAACAAUUCAAUCCCCAUUCUUCCCAGCAGUAUACUCCAGGGACUUUAUUGUUGACUACAAUAUUUCCUGCCUCCGAAGUGAUUGCAGGAUCAGAAUAAUCUUCACGGAUUUCCAAUUGGCGCUCAUCUCAACCGUAGAGUUCUUCGAUGUGAAUCAGGAGCGCUUCCAAAUCUACUCUGGGGCAUUCUUUCGGCCUCCAGUCAUCUUCAGUCCCAAUUCCUCGAUUAGGAUCCGUUUUAGUGCCAACGGUGGCAGUGAUUUGGGCUUCAGGGCUAAUGUGACAUUCUUUCCAGUCUCUGAAGCUACUAAUCCCAUGCUGAAUCCCAACAUCAAUUGCGGAGGAAGUGUUUCCAGUCUCGGAGGAGCGAUUUCCAUGAUGAAUAUGGUCUCUGAGGAGGAGAACAGGAUACUCUACGACUGCAUCUGGAUUGUUAGGCCUUCUUCGAGGUACUUCCAUCAGCAGGAUCAACUUCUCUUGCGCGUAGAUUCAUUUAGCAAGAUGGGUGAUUCAUCCGAGUUGACUGUCCAUAGAGGAAUGACGUCAACUCAUCCGGAAGUUCUUAAAAUAGUGGGAUCAGAAGCUAAUUCCACAGAGAUUGGUGAGAAUCUCAUUGGUUCCAUCUCAAGUGGCUUCUACGUUCACCUUAGAGGAUUUUUCAGGCAAGAUUCCCGGCUUGUGAUUGUGUAUGCAGCUUUUGGGAUCAGGGAUUGCUACAUUGGAACAGGAUUCAUGUGCAAAAAUCGCCGUUGCAUCGCCAUUGAGCUUCGUUGCGAUGGAUUCGAUCACUGUGGGGACUCUAGCGAUGAAACCCAGUUCUGCCUGGCUGAGAAUGGAAGUGACUGGAACACCCAUGCCAACUAUUUCUUCCCCAAAGCUGACACCUAUGACGAUGAGAAUUUCCGGAAUUUCCGCACUGUAUCGAUCCUUUUGAUGAUCUGCAGCUUCGGAUUUGUGAUCUUGAUCAUCUUCUUCCUGUUCUACCGCGUAAAUUCACGACGAGCUAGGCAUCAGAGGAACCUCCAGAACCACCUCCAGACGAUCAGUGAUCUUCUGGUCGAUUUUCUUCCAGAUCAGAACACUAUUCCCGUCCAGGAGGUCAUUGUGGAUGAACCACCACCAAACUACGAAGCUCCGCCUGAGUAUGAAGAUGUCAUCAAGGUGGGAAUGGAGUAUGAAAUUCGCAGGAGCAAGAGAAGGAGCCGGGGACAUUCAAAAAGAAGACGUUCUGAGAGUCGCAAGCUCUCAAUUCAGCGCAAUCCUGCGCAUCUAGAUGUCGAGGAGGAGAUUAUUUCUAUCGUGACAACUUCUGGGGAAGCCUCAGGAAUCUCCCAGUGUGCUAAUCUGGGUGAUAGAAUGGAUUGCGUAGGUAAAAGCAGAAUGGAAGCUCUCGAGACUCCAGAAGCGAGUUCGGAAGCAGAGGAGACAAAGGAUGGCAAGACCAUCAGUUGUCCUACAUUAAACCAUGAGGAGAUCCUCCUUCUUCGCUCCAAAUCCGAAGAUUUUCAAUAGAAAUACCCAUUCUAUAUUUUUUUUUAGGACAUAAGGGGAGAAUGAGGCAGAAUCACUCAGCAAAUUAAUUUUUUCCACUGAUUUGUAAAGCAUUGUAAGGAAGAUGGUUAUUAUGAAUAAAUAGAGAUUUGCUCAAUAUUCCUUUUAAGCAACACAUAAUCACUGUCUAAUUUUACCCCUGACUAAUUCUGCCUCCGUUUCCCCUAUUUAAAAAAAAUUGCAAUUAAUAUUAAUUAUUUCUUAGUAAAUUGUAUUGGUUUAUUUAAAAUAAAAAUCUUUAAUCGUUA